This is a messenger RNA of Durotheca rogersii, 2469 nucleotides long. RefSeq lists its product as uncharacterized. NCBI's taxonomy places the organism in Eukaryota, Fungi, Ascomycota, Sordariomycetes, Xylariales, Xylariaceae. The record is from RefSeq and is a predicted model, not a curated record. Bases 1 to 2469 code for a protein of 822 amino acids. The transcript has 2 exons. Gene Ontology annotation, molecular function: protein binding.
AUGGCUUCGGAGGGUGCCCGUCUCGCCGCCGCAGAACUUGGUCUCGCGCCGAUACACGUCGCCAGCCUCGAGGGCGACGUGGAGGCUGUCGUGAAAAUAGCAUGCGAGCCAGGUGUCAUAGAUACGCCUACGCGGCCACCAGCGGAGACGGGAUGGCGACAUCCUGAGACCCCGAUCAAACUCGCCGCCCUGAUGGGCCACCUCAGAGUCGUCGAGUUCCUGCUGGAGCGCGGAGCUAGCCUCGGGGACAGCGACUUACACGCCUCGUUUUACGCCCUCGAAGACGGCGUGGCGGCGCAACGACGCCAUUUCUUCCUCGAUGUAGCUCACGUAGGCCGUGAACACCCGGACGCGGCGCGCACACGCCGCGCCGUCCACGACCUCCUCGCAUCCCCGGGCCGUCGCAGCGCCUACCGGGCCCUGCUAGACGGCGGCGAGUGGGCCGACCUCGGGUUCCCCGAGUACAAGCUUGGAAAGCAGGGCCGCGACAUCGUCGUGUAUGCGCCGGUGCUGCGCGUGCGCACCGGCGCCGGCAUCCCUAUCUCCCGCAACAAGACCAUCGGCGUCAUCGUAGCGAGGGGCGGGCAGGGCCACGUCCUGAUGGCGGCCCAGAGCGGCUUUCGACUCGGCGGCGCCGGCCGCGACGGCGAGAAGAACCAGUGUCUCAACACCGGCAAGUGGAAUCACAUCGUGUUAACCCGCGUUGCGUCGGUCUUGGGGUUCCAGUUCCCCGGGAAUCGCCACGACAACGGGGGUCGCCCCGCGGAGGAGGAGCAUCGCGGGCGCGCGCACGCGGGCCACGUCGAGAUCCUGCUCUCGUCAUGGUACGCGCUGGAGCUGGUGAAAAAGCACGGCAUCGUUGCAGCAGAUGCGGAUAAUGGCAACGGAAUUCACAACGAGGAUGCCGACGGCGGUGCCUCGCAUCUAGAGUCAGAAGAGGACCUCCUAGAUCGCCAACUUGCGGCCCUCCGCUCGCUGCGACGUGUGACGCUGGGCGACGCACGCUGGGCCCAGAUCCGCAUCGACUCCCAACCGUGCGCGACGUGCUUGCGCUUCGUCAAUGCCCUGUGCCAGCGUACGGGACUCGCCAUCUCGAUCGUCGGCGGCACCGGCGUAGGCCCCACCCUAGCGACGAAGAACGCGCGCAACAACGUCCGCCUUGAUACCUUCGGAGACGUGUUUCCCGCGUCCGAGCUAGAGAGCGACGAGGAGGGCGGCGACGGGCAAGACAGAGCCAUGGUGCGAGAGGUGCUACCCCCUUUCCCCUUACCCCCUAGUACACCCGAACCGGAUCCAUUCUCGAACAUGGAAUCACGCCGUUCGGAGAACCACCUAGAGCUGCUGGCUCGAUAUAACAAAAAGACGCCAGUUUUCGAGUUCCCCCAGAAUGGCGCCGGUAGUAGGGUUACGGAGACUGUUGUUCCCAUGACCCCUCUCCCCAAACGACAAUAUACCAACGACAGCGAUCAAGUUAUGAUCGACAACGGUAGAGAUGUGCAAAGCGAGGCUGAAUGGCCUCUGAUCGACCCUACGGGUAUUAGUACCGAAGAAGACGAGGACGGCUAUUCGUUGAUAAGCUGGGGCACACCCAGCCAGGACAGCAUCGGUUACGAUUCCAUGUUCGAAAGAUCGCCUCCUUCGUCUCCCAUGAUUCGGGACCGGACCCGUUCUCGUCAAAGCAGCGGGACUGUUACCUUUUCGCCCAAGGCUCCCCUGCUCGACUUAGAAACGGAGUCGUUUUCAAGCGGACGAUUCGAGCGGAUCGUCCCAGGCGAAGAGAAUGGCACACAUAGUGCUAGCUUCGCGAACGAUUACACGGAAAUGGACACGGGAGAUAGAAAUACGACAAUCACCGGAUCAAGCGAUCCUGACAAUGGCCCAGACGCUAAUGUGUUGGGCGCCAGGUCGAUGUAUUUUGCCUCUCCCUCUCCAAAUCCAGGCCCUUUGCCACGCCCUCGAGUCGCCUCUUCCCGUUCUCCAGCCCCGUUGACGCCUGGACGUUACGGCGCUUUUAGCCCGUGCCCCCGCGCCGGCAGCGACGACGACGGCGACGUCGUCCUCGUGGACACGGACAGGUAUCACAGGGCAGCAGAGGCCGCGCGCCGGGCCAGGGACGCGAGAGCAGCAGCGGCAGCAGCAGAAAGCAGGGACGUCUCCCGGGAACGGGCGGACAUUCUCAAGGAGGAAGGUGGCGAGGAAGAGACGGCAAAGGAAGUGGAGGAAGAGCGCCCCGGCGUCCAGACCGGCCGAGCGAGGCUCCAACAGUGGCGGUACCGUCCCCCGCCGCCGCCCCCGCUGCCGUUGCGGAUCGUCCGGUACUACCCCGUCCGCCUCCACCCUCGCGACCACGGCUGCGGCUCGGCGCCUCCGCACAGCCGCGUCGAGACGCAUACGUACUACCCCGGCCGCGGGCAGCCGUCUAGAGACAACGUGCCGUUCCUAGUGCGUCGACAUGUUCGCGAAGGAUAA